AUGGAGUCUCUCAAAGCGGUCUUCUUCGGGCCAGACCCUCAGGUCCAAGUUAGGAAAUGCAACCAGCUUAUCCGGCAAAACACCCGCAAGCUGGAUCGCGACAUCGCACAACUCAAGGUCGUCGAGAACAAGGCCAAAACGGCCAUCAUCCAGGCAAGCCGCCGCGCCCAACGCAACCCCUCCCAGGCCACCCAAGCGGCGAAGGAAACCCGUAUCUUCGCCAGAGAACUCAUCCGCAUCCGCAAGCAAUCGCAGAGGCUCAUCACUUCCAAGGCACAGCUAAACAGCGUCUCCAUGCAGGUUACCGAGGCCUUUGCCGUGCGCAAGAUUGAAGGCAGCAUACGGUCCAGCGUGGGCAUUAUGAAGGAUGUGAAUAGUCUUGUGCGGUUACCCGAGUUAACGGGCACGAUGCAGGAACUGAGCCGGGAGCUGAUGAAGGCGGGGAUUAUUGAGGAGAUGGUGGGGGAUUCGCUGCCCGACCAGAUGGAGGACGAAGAGGAAGAGGAGGCGGAAUCAGAGGUCGAUAAGGUGCUGGGCGAGAUUCUACAGGAUCGUAUGGGCAAGGUGGGCGUGACCCCGUCUGCGCCUACGCCUGUACAGGAGAAGCCCGUGGCGGAGGAAGAGGACGAGGAAGAUGCGGAGGCUAUGCUGGAUCAAAUGCGUGGCCGGUUGGAGGCUCUGAAGAGCUGA
Messenger RNA from Venustampulla echinocandica, 690 nucleotides. RefSeq lists its product as uncharacterized. Lineage: Eukaryota; Fungi; Ascomycota; Leotiomycetes; Helotiales; Pleuroascaceae. The transcript is spliced from 2 exons. Gene Ontology annotation, cellular component: multivesicular body; ESCRT III complex. Bases 1 to 690 code for a protein of 229 amino acids. The record is from RefSeq and is a predicted model, not a curated record. Gene Ontology annotation, biological process: endosome transport via multivesicular body sorting pathway; late endosome to vacuole transport; protein transport.